UCCACCCGCCUGCCCAGUGCCCUGAGUCACCCCCCUAUCUCUGAGAUCACACCGCGCUUUCUUCCUCCCUUUCCCAUCGUGCUCGCCGGCCAACGUCCGUAGACCGUAGGUCCCGGCCGGGUUUGAUCCAUGGCGGAAAAGAAGGUUGUGCUGAAGCUGGACCUGCACGACGACAGGCAGAAGCAGAAGGCGCUCAAGGUCGUCUCCACUCUCCACGGCAUCGACCAGAUCGCCGUGGACAUGAAGGACCAGAAGAUGACGGUGGUGGGCACCGUCGACCCCGUCGACCUCGUCGGAAGGCUGCGCAGCAAGCUCUUCCCCACGGCGCAGAUGCUCUCCGUCGGCCCGGCCAAGGAGGAGAAGAAGGACGGCGGCGCCAAGAAGGAAGCCGAUACCAAGAAGGAGGGCGAGAAGAAGGACGCGGUCCCGGUGUACAUGCCGUGGUACCCGCCGCCGCCGCAGUACCACCCGCACCCGUACUACCACAACCACAGCGCCGAGGAGGACCCCAGCUCCUGCGUCAUCUGCUGAUCGCCGGGCGCAGCCCAUUCGCUCCCUUGUGCAGUUUGUAGCUGGCCGUGUGCUCUGCUGCCUGCCGGUCGCUCAUGCCAGCUACGGCGAUCGACGGCGUGCGCCAAUGUGCCAUACAUAAGGCCGGUGAUGCAGCUGCUGUGCUCGUACUAGAUAGAACUGCUGGAGUUUAUUACAGUGUGUAGAAUUACUAGUACUAGAUAGAACUGCUGGAGUUGGAUUUUGAGUGAAAGUUCACUGGGUGCUCUGCUCUCCAAUGUGAUAACAAAGUAGUGAAAUAAAUAAAUUGAAGACAAAGAGAUGGGAAAUUCAGGAGAGUUGCUAGAUUGGUCUCUCCUGAACCUUCACACUUA
Molecule: messenger RNA, 884 nt
Organism: Triticum dicoccoides
Lineage: Eukaryota; Viridiplantae; Streptophyta; Magnoliopsida; Poales; Poaceae
Product: heavy metal-associated isoprenylated plant protein 39-like
Exons: 3
Coding region: 130-531 (133 amino acids)
Molecular function (GO): metal ion binding
Source: RefSeq, a predicted model, not a curated record